Panicum hallii is the source of this 1750-nucleotide messenger RNA. RefSeq names its product peptidyl-prolyl cis-trans isomerase CYP40-like. Lineage: Eukaryota; Viridiplantae; Streptophyta; Magnoliopsida; Poales; Poaceae. The transcript is spliced from 10 exons. Gene Ontology annotation, biological process: protein peptidyl-prolyl isomerization; protein folding. The record is from RefSeq and is a predicted model, not a curated record. The coding region runs from base 274 to 1452 and encodes 392 amino acids. Gene Ontology annotation, molecular function: protein binding; peptidyl-prolyl cis-trans isomerase activity.
CACACGCCUCACGCGGCGGAGGUCCCCUCGGUCCGGCUGCGGUGCCCCUCCGAGUCUUGGCCCUGUCCUACCACUCCGCCGCCCCCCUCCUUCCUUAUUUGAACUUUUACUACCACGCCGCCCAACGCUGCGCUGCGAGCCUGCAACACACACAGCUUCCGAGCCUCCGAGGCGACGCGGAGGCGCCUCGCUCACGCCGCCGGCACCGAGACGCGCCCGCAGAACUCCCUCCGUCGCUAGGGCUUGCUCCCGCGUCCCCCACUUGGCGCGGCGAUGGAUGACGGCGGCGAGGCCCCCGCUGCUCCUGCUGCUGAGGCGGCGGUAGCGGUGAGGAACCCUAGGUGCUACCUCGACGUCAGCAUCGGCGGGGAGCUGGAGGGGCGGAUCGUGGUCGAGCUCUACGCCUCCGUGGUGCCGCGCACGGCGGAGAACUUCCGCGCCCUCUGCACCGGCGAGAAGGGCGUCGGCGCCGACAACGGCGUGCCCCUCCACUACAAGGGCUCAUGUUUCCAUCGCAUAGUCAAGGGUUUUAUGGUACAAGGUGGAGAUAUAACUGCUGGUGAUGGAACUGGGGGACAGUCAAUAUAUGGAUUGAAUUUUGAGGAUGAGAAUUUUGUCUUGAAGCAUGAGAGGAAAGGGAUGUUAUCAAUGGCAAAUGCUGGACCCAACACAAAUGGAUCUCAGUUUUUCAUCACUACCACCCGAACACCUCACCUCGAUGGAAAACAUGUUGUUUUUGGAAGGGCUAUAAAAGGAAUGGGCGUGGUUCGUGCAAUGGAGCAUAUUCCUGUUGAUGAAGCUGACUGCCCGACUGAUGACGUUAUUAUUGUUGAUUGUGGAGAGAUACCAGAAGGUGCCAAUGAUGGAGUUGUUAACUUUUUCAAGGAUGGUGACAUGUAUCCUGAUUGGCCAAAUGAUCUUGAUGAAAAGCCUGCAGAAGUUUCUUGGUGGAUUGAUGCUGUGGAGUCUGCAAAAGCUUUUGGAAAUGAAAGUUUCAAGAAACAGGAUUACAAGACAGCCCUCAGAAAAUACAGAAAAGCCAUGCGGUACUUAGAUCUUUGCUGGGAGAAAGAAGACAUUGAUGAAGAGAGGAGCACAGCGCUGCGAAAAACAAAGUCAGUUAUAUUCACAAAUAGCUCUGCUUGCAAACUGAAGUUGGGAGAUUUGGAGGGUGCUUUGUUAGAUGCAGAUUUUGCACUACGUGAAAGGGAGGACAAUGCAAAAGCUUUUUUCCGACAAGGACAGGUAUGCAUGGCGCUCAACCAUAUUGAUGCUGCAGUGGAGAGCUUCAAGCAGGCACUGGAAUUAGAACCAAAUGAUGGAGGAAUUAAGCGUGAACUUGCUGCUGCAAAGAAGAAGAUUUCUGACAAACGAGAUCAGGAGAGGAAGGCGUUUUCGAGGUUGUUCCAACCUUCAGGAGGAUCAGAGAAGAGUGACAGCGAGAAUAGUUGAUCCUGCAAGCUUAACCUUUUAUAGUUAUUCUGUUGUUGCAAGUCAAAAUGUUCAGGAGGGAGCUUGCACGACAGGAAAAACUCCCAUCAGACAACCCGAAAUAGUGGGGUGACACUGACGCUAGAGCCUUUUGUGUCCAGCAUGGAAGGAACCAUGGAUCUAUAUUGUCGUAGAAAUGUAAUCCCUGGCAUCGACUUAGCAGUCAGAUUCUCAGAAACGCCUGCUAAUAGACUGAUUCGGUCAAUGAACCACCAUUAACGUAAUGAUGACUGAUACCGACAUGUGUGUGGUUCACGUA